Messenger RNA from Coregonus sp. 'balchen', 5064 nucleotides. NCBI's taxonomy places the organism in Eukaryota, Metazoa, Chordata, Actinopteri, Salmoniformes, Salmonidae. The record is from the annotation of a GenBank genome assembly.
AGAUGAGCUAGCUAGCAUUUUACAGCAGAAGUCACAAUAGCGACUCGAGGCGAAAGAGACGACGUGAAUAUUUGUAGCUGACUAGCUAGCUGCUACAACAUUACCUACAUUUUAGUUAAUUGUGUGUGGCUAGUGUCACUGCCGAAUAUAAGGACAAGACUCGGAAAACAACGAUUUGCUGUAUCGUUAUUUAAUACGGGUAAGCCGACUUUGCUAAUUAGCUAAAUGGAAUUGUGACUGUUUUUUGUUAACUUGCUAACGUUAGCUAGCUACCAAGCUAACGUUAGCUAGCUCAGUGGCUGGCUAAAAUGGGACAUUUGGAGAGCCACCGUAUCCAACCUCCAUCUCCUUUUCACCCGUUAUUCAAUAAGGGUUUUGUUAGCCGCUAGCUAGCACAGCUACGGCUGAAGAAGGUGGUUGGUGUUGCUAGCUAGCUAACAAUGUUAGAGAGUCUUGAUAAUUGUUUUUCCCUUUUGAAACCGCACUAAGUAAGCCGGACAUUCCACUUGCCAAUGGCAAACUUAACUAGCUAACGUUAGCUGGCUAUCUUUUUAAACUGUAUUCAUAUUGUGUUAAUCUAAAUAGCCAGUUAGCUUGUUAAUACUAUGUGUUGUGUUAUAUUUAAAUAUGUGUUCGUUAGUUACAAGUCAUUUGUUUUUGUUUAUCUUGCGCAAUCUGGCACGAGGCCUGUGAAGCCAGACAACUCAGUCAUGCACAGUCAAGACAGGCAGUACAACGUUUCCCCUUACAGCCACUAUCAUGGUUGGCUGACAGUUGUUUAGAAAAGUCUCAAGGUUUUGUUGUCAUCACGCUAUGAGCAGGCCAGUAAGUCCACUGAACUGUCCUCUGCUUCAUCAAAGAUUGUGGAUAUACUGACAAGAUACACUGAGUGUACAAAACCUUAAGGACACCUGCUCUUUCCAUGACAGACUGACCAGGUGAAAGCUAUGAUCCUUUGAUGUCACUUGUUAAAUCCACUUCAAUCGGUGUAGAUUUAGGGGAAGAGACUUUUAAGCCUUGAGACAAUUUUGACAUGGAUUGUGUAUGUGUGCCAUUCAGAGUGUGGAUGGACAAGACAAAAUAUUUAAGUGCCUUUCAACAGGGUAUGGUAGUAAGUGCCAGGCGCACCGGUUUGUGUCAAGAACUGCAACGCUGCUGGGGUUUUCACAUUCAACAGUUUCCCGUGUAUAUCAAGAAUGGUCCAAAAACCUGAGGACAUCUAGCCAACUUGACACAACUGUGGGAAGCAUUGGCGUCAACAUGGGCCAGCAUCCAUGUGGAAACGCUUUCGACACCUUGUGGAGUCCGUGCCACAACGAAUUGAGGCUGUUCUGAGGGCAAAAGGGCCGGGGGUGCAACUCAAUAUUAGGAAGGUGUUCUUAUUAUUUUGUACACAGUGUAGCUGUCCGCCCUAACAAUGGGAGUCGUAGUCCACAAAGCGGCAUGGCAGGCUGUCUAGCUCCCGCCUAUCCUUUCUUUGGAUUGGUGGAUAAAUCUUAUUAUUGUAAUCCUUUUUUGAAUAUUCGAUGAGGGUUUGUGACAUCAACUGCCUGUAUUCAAUGGAGAGAGAUGCUAUGCUACUAGCCUAAUUUCAUGAAUAUGCAUAGCCAUCUCGAGAUGACUCCGAUAGUGUUUUUUCUCAGUUGCCGGGAUGUUACGUGUCCUACUUAUAUCCGUACACUCGUAACAACUUAAGUAUUACGAAACUUCUCUUCGGUUUUUUUGUUGACCAAAUUCGACACUCAUUGACCGCCAUACAAAAAACCCUUUGUUUGGUGGGUGAAAGAACGCCACCUGCUGGAGGGAGACAUUUUCCGCUGAGUUGGGCCUCUCUCUUCCUCCCUGGCUUCAUACAACCUCCGCAAGGGGUUAAAGGUCAUGGUCCUUUAGGCUAGAUUCUAGAACUGGCGUGUUGUGUGAUCAUGCACUGUAACCCAAGAAGAGUUGUGAAAUGUCAUGUGGCAGUUUAAGAUUUAGUAAACAGAAACACUGAGAUGGGAGCAGGUGCUAAGUUAUAGAAUGUGACGCUGGCCAUUUAAAGGCACGAGACUCCAUUGCCACAUGCUUGGUAGCUAGAGAGCCGGCCCUAGAACUAUGUCAGUGGGAUAAUUUAACACGACAGGAUGUUUUUAGAAACUGGGACAUGGCCUGGUUGCUUUUUCUAUUCAUUAACUGACUAUGGUUCCACAUCUAAUUAGUUAAAAAUCCUAAUGUUUUUAGAAAUGUUUUUUUCUCUCACAUUAAUUCAGGGCAGACCACUUCACCCCUUCCUCCUUGUAAAUCCAGAAUAUCAACACAACAAAGAUGGAGGCGCUCCAUGCUCACUGCCUGAACUGUGUGAACAGGAGGUGUAUGAUCCGCCCAGAGACUGGUGUGUCCUGUGAUCUCAUUUGCUGCCCUCUCGUCUGUGGAGCUGUCUUCCACUCCUGCAAAGUGGAGGAGCAUCAUUUACUAUGCCCGUUUGAAAGAGUGCCUUGCCUCAACACUGGAUUCGGGUGCCCAUUCACUAUUGCUCGGAUCAAGAUGGCUGAACACCUAGAGACGUGCCCAGCCAGUGUGGUGUGUUGCACCAUGGAGUGGAACCGUUGGCCUGUGAGCUAUUCAGACAGGAAGUCCUAUGAGCACCUGAGCAAUGUUGAAGUGGUGGAGCAGCUAGACAUGGCCCUGGCUCUGCAAGAUCAGAGGAUGCUACUGGAGUCCCUCCGAGUCACCACCAACACAUCAAAGAAUGGGUAUAAUAAACCAGCUGUGGAAACGAGUGAAAAGAUGGCUGAUGUAGUGUCAAGUGUUCCAGACACUGCAGUAAGUAAUGGGAUCGUUGAAAUAGAUGAGGCUGCUGCUUUGACUAAUGGAGUGAUUGAAAUGGAUGAUGAGGAUUCCUAUAUUGCAGUACACAAAAAAAACUUAGCCGCAACCUUGGACGUUCUCAGAAGUGCAAAGGACAUUAACUUGAUCAAUGGAAUUAUAAAUGGGGAAAAGACUGAGAGAAAUGGGGUUCUCCAUAAUGGAGAGAACAGUGAUGGUGGUAAUCAUGAUGACUUGAAGAAUGUAGAGAUGAAGGAGAGUGACACAGAGUUGGACUGUGACCUCGGAGCAGUGGGCGGCGUGUCCGUGGACUGUGGAGUCGGAACCGACAGACGGGGAGACGAUGAGAGCUACUGGAUAGAGCUCAAUGAACUAAUCAAGUCUUCAGAGGAAACGGAGAAGGAUGGCAUGAUGGGUCUAGCAGAGGUGGGUCCUCCUCCCCUCAGUAACGGUUUCCACCAUACAGGAGACGGCCACGAUCGCUUGAGACGACGUGAGCGGAUGGAUCUGAGCAGAUCUCCACCCAGACGCUCUGAAGUCAACAGGUCUUCAGACUUCAGGCCGGUGAUGCCUUAUCUCUCCAUGCCUAAUAUAGUAACACCACGGGAGCCCUCUGGCCCCCACCCUCCACCACUUCCCAUCCACCUGCCUCUUCCCAUGCCUCUCCCUAAUCUGGAACCCUACAAUGUGCUUCAGCACCUGCCCUUAGAGAUCGAAGACAGGUGGCUGGAGAGGAAACUACAGAACCUCCAGGUGCUCAGAGGGAUGAGUGUGUUUACGUUUAACGGGCGCAGGGCUAUGAUGUCUGACCCCUAUCUGUUCAGAGCUAAAAUGGAGGACAAGUCAGUGGACACCUCAGACCUGGAGGUAACUGACGAUCCAUUGGGGCUCCAUGGGAUCGACCUGAUCACGGCAGCGCUGCUCUUCUGUCUGGGGGACUCCCCUGGGGGCCGCAGCAUCUCAGACAGCAGAUUUGUAGACGGUUACCGCGUCGACUUUGGUACCCAGACCUUCUCCUUCCCCUCGGCAAUAUUGGCCACUAACACCAUGGUGGGGGACAUCGCCUCAGCGUCGGCCUGUGAUCACGCCAGCCCACAGCUCUCCAACCCCAGCCCCUUCCACACCCUCAGACUGGACCUGGUUCUGGAGUGCGUGGCCCGCUACCAAACAAAGCAGCGCACCAUGUUCACCUUUGUGUGUGGACAGCUGUUCCGCAGAGACGAAUUCUCCUCGCAUUUCAAAAAUGUUCACGGUGACAUCCACGCCGGGUUGAACGGCUGGCUAGAGCACCGCUGUCCUCUGGCCUACUACGGCUGCACCUACUCCCAGAGACGCUUCUGUCCCUCCGUGCAGGGCUCCAGGAUCAUCCACGAUAGACACCUGGGCUCGUUCGGGGUGCAGCCGGGUAUGCCUCCCCAGUUCGGAGAUAAAACUCUCCCCAGGAAUGCCUGUCGGUUCGGCUCCACCUGCGACCACCUGAGCUCCUUGCCCUUCGAGGUGCAACAGUAUGUGGCCAGUUUCCUGGAUGGCUUCAGCCUGUGCCAGCUGUCCAGGGUCUCCCGGACCAUGAGGGAUGUGUGCGCCAGCUUACUGCAGUCCAGAGGCAUGGUGGUGCUUCUCUGGGAGAACACAAGACGGGCAGAUGGGUCCUCCUCAUGGCAGAUCCAAAACAAGGUUAGUCACUCACUGCAUUUUAAACAUGUGCAUUAACAUCUGUAUUGAAUUUAAUUUUAUUGCAUUUUCCCAUAAAUCUAUGAUCAAUAGGAAAUGUCAGAUUUGUAUGACAGUUUGAGAUGUGCAUGGGGAUCUCAAGUUAGAAUUCAUUUCCUGACCACUGAAUGCAUGCUGUCCUGUAUUAACACAGUAAUCAAUUAGAUUAAAGGCUUUGCAUUGUAAAAGGACAUACACAAGCAGGCAUACCAUAUUACAUAUAUAAACAUCUUUAUCAUUAGAACUAAUUCAUUUAUAUGAUUCUGUUUUGUGAACCAGGUGUGGCGAUUCAGUACGGCCUUCGGUACGGUGAACGAGUGGAAGUUUGCCAACAUCGCCAAUAUGGCCGAACAUCUGAAGAAGUGCAAGUUUAACACCAUCACCCGUCGGGACGAGGCUAUCCCUCUGCCCUGCAUGUGCUUCACCAGAGAGCUCACCAAAGAGGGACGCUCACUGCGCUCAGUCCUCAAGCCAGUAUUAUGAGUUACCCUAUAACAGGGUUGGAGUCCAUGGUUACGUCUGAAUUGGCAGCCUAUUCCCUAUAUAGUG